AGGCUGUGAUCAGAGCCCUCCACUGCUCCCCAAUCCAGUUUCUGCAGAUCUAAGCAAGCCAUCCAACUGUUUUUUCAACAUGUGCCGGGGUUUAGCUGCACUGCCUGCUAGUUGCUUGGAAAGAGCCAAAGAGUUUAAAACACGUUUGGGAAUUCUGCUUCAUAAACCAGAGUUUGGACAUAAAAUUGGAAACCUCAGCUGGAGCACCAAACAAAAAUAUUCUUUGGAGGAAGCACUUGGAUGGAAGGAAUCCUUUGAUCGAUUACUGAGAAGCAGAAGUGGCAUGGCAGCAUUUCAUGGGUUUCUUAAAACAGAAUUUAGUGAAGAAAAUCUGGAGUUUUGGUUAGCUUGUGAAGAAUAUAAGAAAAUCCCCUCAAAAGCAAAAUUAGCAGCCAAAGCCAACAGGAUCUUUGAAGACUUUGUUCAGAAUGAGUCCCCCAGGGAGGUAAAUCUUGACCAUGAAACUCGAGAGGCAACCAGAAGAAACCUUGCUGGGGCCACUUCUACAUGCUUUGAAGAAGCACAAGCAAAAACAUACAUCUUGAUGGAGAAGGACUCCUAUCCCAGAUUUUUGAAAUCUGCUUAUUACAGAGACCUGAUUGAACAAGCAAAUAGCCAUAGAACAGGCAAACCUGCACACACCUGAGCCGAUCCCUUGUCAUCAUCUGGAACUGUGUUGGGGAACAGAGACACAGAAUGAAACUGGAGAUGCUGGAAUCCAAGUGGAGGGUGCUAAGAACAUUUCCAUUGCAGAGCUUUGGUUUUUCCUGGCCUGGAUGCCUGGGACCGCCAAUGCUUCCAUGCACCCAGCAGCUCUACAAAAUGUAGGCCUUCUCUAGAAAAGAGGCUGCGAGUUGAAAAUAUCAAGAGAGCCUAUGAAAAAGAAAUCGAUGCAAGGAAGACUCAGGUCUCCAGAUAGGAAGAGAAAUGCAACAGGAAAGGGAAUGAGAAAUUUGUGGGAAAGGUGGAUUUUGAUUCUCUCCUAAAAUGUUUACCAUUUUUGGAGAGAUCUCUGUGGAUUCAUCUGUUUGAACCGGUGAUAGCCUCCAUCCACUCUCAAAAGCUAGUCCCUGCACCUAUAAACACAGACCAAAAACUGUACAUAGCACAAUUCUCAUAACUUGUAUACACAACAUACACCAGUUUGAGAUUUUUGUCCAUUGCAUGUCAGCCUCAGAGGCCUUCAGUUCUCUGCAUGUUUGUACAGUGAUCAGCUUGGUGUUCCAGAGCUUUGCAUCCAAAUGGUUUUGCGUUUAUACUCAAAAGGAAAGCUGCAUCUGCUUUGCUACUUCAUACAUCUCAAUCUUCUACCAUCUUGGACAGAUUUCCUUUUAAAGACAUUUGAAAGAAGACCUUGUUUUAUUUAUUUCUGAACAUUAUAUGCAAUCUUGGGAGAUGUGCCCUAUUUUUUAAUUAUUUAUAUUUAUUAUUAUCAUUUUAUUGUUAUUUAUUGUGAUGGGGCAUUAGAUAAGCACAGCACUUUAGAAGUAGGUGCUUUGGAUAAACCAUUGCUACAAGGAGCCUACAAUUGAAAGUUGGCCUUUUAGCCACAUUCAUAGCAUUUACAGAAUAUACUUAUAGGGGACAUCUACAGAUUUUUUUUU
Messenger RNA from Ahaetulla prasina, 1604 nucleotides. It is a transcript of the gene RGS16, whose product is annotated as regulator of G protein signaling 16. The transcript has 5 exons. The record is from RefSeq and is a predicted model, not a curated record. NCBI's taxonomy places the organism in Eukaryota, Metazoa, Chordata, Lepidosauria, Squamata, Colubridae. Bases 80 to 646 code for a protein of 188 amino acids.